Messenger RNA from Seriola dumerili (greater amberjack), 1810 nucleotides. It is a transcript of the gene dusp26, whose product is annotated as dual specificity phosphatase 26. The record is from RefSeq and is a predicted model, not a curated record. Gene Ontology annotation, molecular function: protein tyrosine/serine/threonine phosphatase activity; MAP kinase phosphatase activity. The coding region runs from base 279 to 881 and encodes 200 amino acids. Gene Ontology annotation, biological process: negative regulation of MAPK cascade; protein dephosphorylation. Gene Ontology annotation, cellular component: cytoplasm. Lineage: Eukaryota; Metazoa; Chordata; Actinopteri; Carangiformes; Carangidae. The transcript is spliced from 4 exons.
ACCCGCGAAGCUGCAUGAGUGAACACAGAAUCAAAUCCCGCUUUGAAAACAACCGGGGGCCAUGUUUGUUGGAGCCACACGUCGGAGCCUGAGGACUUGUUGAGAGGAUGGUGAAGCGGUGGAAGGAGGAGAAGAUGCCCGGUGGACGCUCAGCAGCAGCAGCCGUCUCAUCAUCCCAUCAUCCAUCCUCCCACAGCAAAUAAAUGAGUCAACAUGGCCGCGGAGCAGCUCGCCCUGUAGCACCACUGAGACACAGAAGAAAAGAAAACACAGAUUAAAUGGCGUUCAUGUCCCGGUUCUCUCGGUCCCGGAGCAGCUCCAGGUCUCCGAGCCGAAAAGACUCCGAGCGCGUCUCCCCGAACCUGACGGUGUCCGAGCUGGAGCGGCUCCUGUACACCGGAAAGACCGCCUGUAACCACGCGGACGAAGUGUGGCCGAGACUCUACAUUGGAGAUCAAGACAUCGCAUCAGAUCGGCGCGAGCUGGCCAAGCUCGGCAUCACACACAUCCUCAACUGUGCACAGAGCAAGUGGCGCGGCGGAGCCGAGUAUUACGCCGGGAUGAACAUCACCUAUCACGGCAUCGAGGCUCACGACUCGCCCACCUUCGACAUGAGCGUCAACUUCUAUCCUGCUGCUGAGUUCAUCCACAAAGCCCUGACGAGUGGAGGUAAGGUGCUGGUCCACUGCACUGUGGGAGUGAGCCGCUCAGCCACUCUGGUGCUGGCCUACCUGAUGAUCAGACAGAACCUGACCCUGGUGGAGGCCAUCAAAACGGUGAAAGACCACCGAGGCGUCAUCCCCAACCGAGGCUUCCUCCGCCAGCUCAACGGCCUGGACGGCAUCCUGAGAGACAGCCGCAAGACGUCGCCGCAGAGCUGAAAACGCCUCAGCACAAGGCACGACCUGAGGUAGCAGCCAGUCUGGUUUUACACUGAGGGAGAUAUUGGGACCAAGUUAGGAGCAAACUGGGAUUUUGACACUGUGGCUCUGAGAGGCAACAGGUGACAGGAGGGUUUGUCUGAUAUCAGUAUCUUCACUCAUUCAUUUUUAUUAUACUGUGUCUGUUUAGCCUCUGACACAGCGUUAGCACUGGAAGGUAAACGUCUCCAGUGAGGCCCAUAUUCUUUGAGAUAAGGGGGGUGGCCACAUGUUCGCUGCCAGAGAGAACACCCUCGGCCCAGAGAAUAAUUCAUCACAAUCAAGUCUGGUCAGUGUAAUCCACCACAAAGUUGUGUUACGGGACUUUAAAACAUAUGAGAAUCUAGCUCUGUCCACACCAGCAAUUAAAACAGCAGAAUUCUUGUAGCAAAAUUCAUUAAUGUCAUAUGGUAAAAACUGGCAAGCCGUGUUGACAGAGCUGACCUGUGAGGGCAGCUAUCACUCACCUUCCAGUUCAACCUACUCUGUUUUGUUUUUCCCUCUUCAGUAGCUUUUUUUAAUUAAGUUAUGUAAUUUUUAAUUAAGUUAUGUAAUUCUAAGAACAUAAUGCCAGCGGAGUAAAUGGCAAAUCAAAGAGACAAUAGAGAGAAGCUCAGGAAACUGCUGUGACUGAUGUUCCCGGCUGGUUAGCGUGUUAACGAGUCCUGCGUCACCGAGCCUCUACAGCUACAUGUUCCGCUGCUCUCUGGUGUGACCAGGCCUAGAUCCUCCAUUCACACGAGGAAAACGCCACAAUUACAUAUACAAAUAAUAACAUGAUAAACAGAAGUUCACAUUUAGGAGCCAGAGGGGCCUGAGGUUUUUCAUUAGCUUAGAAAAAUGGUUCCCAACUUAGGGGUGGGGACCUCCCAGUGGGUUCACAAGAGAAA